Aplysia californica (California sea hare) is the source of this 915-nucleotide messenger RNA. RefSeq names its product isoaspartyl peptidase/L-asparaginase. Gene Ontology annotation, molecular function: asparaginase activity. Lineage: Eukaryota; Metazoa; Mollusca; Gastropoda; Aplysiida; Aplysiidae. The record is from RefSeq and is a predicted model, not a curated record.
GUCAUGGUGCUGUGCUCAAUCUCAAAGGAGAGGUAGAGCUAGAUGCCAUCGUCAUAGACGGCCGUGACCUCUCCUCCGGGGCUGUGUGCGCCGUGCAGGACAUCGCAAACCCUGUACAGCUGGCGCGGCUCGUCAUGGACAAGACUGACCACUGCCUACUUGGUGGAGUUGGAGCCAAUGACUUUGCCAAGGAGCAGGGGUUCGAACGCCUACCGCCUACGGAACUCGUCACCCCCGAGGCAAGGGCAGAGUGGGAAAAAUACAUAAAGUUUACCACAGCCGUGGGUGCUCUCUUCUCUGCGCGCGAUGGAGAUCCCAAGUUGACAGGUUGUGACACCGUGGGAGCUGUUGCCAUGGAUACGUCUGGGAAUCUGGCCAGUGCCACAUCUACAGGAGGCAUCACUGCCAAAAAACCAGGCCGAGUUGGGGACACACCCGUUAUAGGUGCUGGUGCUUUUGCUGACAAUGAUGUUGGGGCAGUCUCGUCAACAGGUCACGGAGAAUCCAUCAUGAAAGUUUGUCUCACUAGACGGAUUGCAGAACUCAUGGAGAGAGGUCUCUCAGCAAAUGAAGCAGCAAAGACUGCCCUUGAGUUUAUGUCAACCCGCGUGGGCGGGGCUGGAGGUGUCAUUGUCAUCAGCAAAAAAGGAGAAGUUUGUCAUAGCUUCACUACUUCCCGUAUGGCCUGGGCCUCCGUCACACAAGGCACACUGAAGUCUGGAAUAGACCCAGGUCAAGAGUUUACAGAGAACCUAAAGAAUUAAAAUUAAAACUAUUACUCCCUCUCCAGUACCGCUUAUCAUUCAUAGGCCUCUAUAGAUAGAUCUGUAUUUUAUUGUUGAGCAAGAGAUUUUCUUAAUUGCUCCUACCAUGUUCAGACUCAGAGACUAUAAUAAAACAUAAUGUCAGUCCAAA